This is a messenger RNA of Neurospora crassa OR74A, 899 nucleotides long. RefSeq lists its product as hypothetical. NCBI's taxonomy places the organism in Eukaryota, Fungi, Ascomycota, Sordariomycetes, Sordariales, Sordariaceae. The record is from RefSeq and is a predicted model, not a curated record. The transcript has a single exon. Bases 326 to 667 code for a protein of 113 amino acids.
UUUUUUUUGGCAAUUUGAAACUGGACUGCGGAGAUCGAGGACAGGAAGGGUCUUGGUGAAUGUAGCUUGUAUAUCGCUCCUUCCAAUAUCGAAUUCGAACGUGCUCUUGCCGGCAGUCCAAGGCAGGCGCGAAAGGGCUAGCGCCGUCGCGCGUGGAUGGCUCAGAGGCAACUUCCAAAGUGCUCCGGUCGCAAGUCGUUAACCGGAUCGAGGAAACGAGCUUCCUGAUUCAGGUACUGUACCGGGCCAAGUGGUGUGUCGCUUCUUUGACCGUAGUCCUUUAUGGAGAACGCCUCCCUUUGCGACAGGACAAGCUCGGAUCAAGAUGGACGCAAUGAAGCUUUGUCUGUGGAGGACCCUCUUCGCUGCUGGAAUGACACCCUGGACUGGCAAAGAACAGGAUAUAGCAUGGAGGGAAGAAGAAGAAAGGGGGAAGAUUCGAGUCGUUGGUACCCGGGCCCGGGUCCGUGUCGUGUCGUGUCGUAUCGUGUCGUGUCCAGUCGUUCUCGCGAUCGAGGUAAUGCGGGCGUGGUCGUUGCCGUGGAUGUCCGUUGUUGUUCGUGUUUCCUCUCUACCUUGCACACACGUCCACCGUGACCUUUUCUGGCGACAAUGGAAUGGUGGUGACGGGAUGAUGAGGCACUGGUCACAGCGAAGCCCCUGGUGACGACGGGUGAUGCUCUGAGGCUGAAAGGGAAAGCAGAAUGAACAAUAAGUCGAAGGUUGAAGGGGGGGGAAGGGAUACCGGUCAGGGUACCUCUAUCUCUAGGGAUGGAGGAGGAGAAUAAUGAAGGAAACAGAAAGAGUCGAGGUGAAAGCCUCCAUUUCCUCUGCCAUGAUCCAUGUUGGGUUUUGGGAUGAAGGAGGUCAUGGUCCCGUCACGGUGUUCCGUUCGAUUG